Molecule: messenger RNA, 980 nt
Organism: Planococcus citri (citrus mealybug)
Lineage: Eukaryota; Metazoa; Arthropoda; Insecta; Hemiptera; Pseudococcidae
Product: very-long-chain (3R)-3-hydroxyacyl-CoA dehydratase 2-like
Exons: 6
Coding region: 188-883 (231 amino acids)
Biological process (GO): very long-chain fatty acid biosynthetic process; fatty acid elongation; sphingolipid biosynthetic process
Cellular component (GO): endoplasmic reticulum membrane
Molecular function (GO): 3-hydroxyacyl-CoA dehydratase activity
Source: RefSeq, a predicted model, not a curated record
UUAAAUCAGAGUUGGCUUAUGGUAGGUACUCGUUUGUUAAUGACCGAAUGUUGCGGUUGCAAGUGUGUUGUAGUGUUUGUACGUGUUUUCUCGAUAAACUGGUUCCGUUAUUCGGUAUUGUCGGAAGCGAGCAGGUACGAUAAAUCCUAACGAUUAGUUCUCAGGCUGACUUAGAUUUCAUAAAGAUAUGCCACCGAAACGAAAUAGUAAAUCCGAGCCCAGUGCACUUUUGAAGAAAUAUUUAUUUUUUUAUAAUUUAAUCCAAUUAAUAGGAUGGUCUUACAUCGCCUACUUAUUCGUCACUUUUUACAUCAACCAAGAAUAUCGUAAAGGAAAAUUAUGGAAUUACGUUUUCAUACCAGUUGUCACUUUCCAAGUAGCCGCAAUAUUAGAAAUCAUCCAUGUGGCAGUAGGUUUCGUGAAAACCAGUAUUAUGAUUACCACGAUGCAAAUAUUAUUUAGAAUUCUGAAUGCUUUCGGAGUUUUUAAUUUACUGCCAGCCAAUAUUGAUACGAUUGCAGUUCCUAUGACUUUAUUUGCAUGGUGUGGAGCUGAAAUCACUAGAUAUGCUUUCCAUAUUUUCAAAGAAUUGAAUUUCGUACCUUACGUGGUUACUUGGUUAAGAUACUCAGCAUUUAUAGUCCUGAUACCAAUUGGUGUUGGUGGAGAAUUACUCGGACAGUACAUGAUUCAAUCACUUUAUGCAAAUAAGUGGACGUACAAAAUCCCCAAUGUCAACAUUACCGUUGGAUACAGACAUUUCAUAAUUUUAAUAAUGCUAGUAACCUUACAAGGGGUUGUAACUAUGUACAGACAUUUAUUCCAGCAACGAAAAAAAGCUUUGGGAGGUGCUCCAUCUACGACAAGAGUAAAAUCUAAAUAAAUCAUCGUUUUGAAGACAUUUUUAUAUAUUUAUUUAAUUAAUUUAUUAUGUAUAGGUAAUAUUUUGGGGUUAAUGAAUUAUACGUGUUUGUUUUGUU